AUGCCACUGAGUCUGCUACUUCUUUUGUUCAUAAGUGCAAAACCAGAAAUUACUGCAGGAAAACAUGACUUUAAGGGAGAGUAUAAUUCUCCUCUCCACAAUGACUCGGAGACUAAUCUUCCUCUUGAUAGUAAAGUGACAAAGACUGCAGACAAAGAGACUCCUCCUCAGUGCACAGAUUGCUCCACCGGGAAACAGUUCCUGCUGGUGUUCUGUGGUCUGAUGGUGGGCAUUGUCCUGACAGCUGUGUGCUUACGAAGAGGCACAUGUAACAUCAACAUUACACAAGGCUCAGAUGAUGAAGAUUCAAAUGUAUGCACAAGAAUGGUGAUGUGUGUUAUCUGA
Molecule: messenger RNA, 345 nt
Organism: Knipowitschia caucasica
Lineage: Eukaryota; Metazoa; Chordata; Actinopteri; Gobiiformes; Gobiidae
Source: the annotation of a GenBank genome assembly